Molecule: messenger RNA, 873 nt
Organism: Eruca vesicaria subsp. sativa (arugula)
Lineage: Eukaryota; Viridiplantae; Streptophyta; Magnoliopsida; Brassicales; Brassicaceae
Source: the annotation of a GenBank genome assembly
AUGACACUUCGGUUACUAAGCAGCAGAAGGAGGCUUGUGAGAAGAGUUUUGAGUUACACUUCCUCUCUUGCUUCGCUUCAUUCUCACGCCACAAGCUUUGGGUUUCAACAAGUAAAGGAAGAGGAGAAAAGCAAAUUGGUUGGUAACGUUUUCACCAAUGUUGCUUCCAGUUAUGAUAUCAUGAAUGAUGUCAUGAGCGGUGGAUUGCACCGGCUAUGGAAAGAAAGACUCGUUGGGAAGCUGAGUCCAUUUGUAGGGAUGAAGCAUCUUGAUGUAGCUGGUGGAACGGGUGAUGUUGCGUUUAGGAUCUAUGAUGCUGUUAACAGUGUCCAACGAAGAGCAUUGCGGAAAGUUGACGAGGCUUCAAUUGAGGAAACUCAGAUAUACGUUUUUGACAUUAAUCCCAACAUGUUAAACGUUGGAAAACAACGUGCAGCUGAGAGAGGUCUAAGAGACAACAAGUCAUUGGUAUGGGUCGAAGGAGAUGCAGAGGCAUUGAGUUUCGAUGACAGUUCAAUGGAUGGAUACACUAUUGCAUUCGGGAUAAGGAAUGUCACGCACAUCGAAAAGGCUCUCGCAGAGGCUUAUAGGGUACUAAAACGAGGAGGAAGAUUCUUGUGCCUUGAGCUUAGCCAUGUUGACAUUCCGGUCUUCAAAGAACUAUACGACUUGUAUUCUUUCCAGGUCAUUCCAAACUUAGGGGAACUAAUUGCCGGUGACCGGGAUUCUUACCAGUACUUGGUUGAGAGUGUUCGUCGGUUUCCUCCUCAGGAACGAUUUGCAACGAUGAUAGGAGAUGCAGGAUUUGAGAAGGUGGAGUAUGAGAACCUUGUAGGUGGAGUUGUUGCCAUCCACUCUGCCAUAAAGCUCUGA